Poeciliopsis prolifica (blackstripe livebearer) is the source of this 2217-nucleotide messenger RNA. RefSeq names its product VPS37D subunit of ESCRT-I (gene vps37d). The record is from RefSeq and is a predicted model, not a curated record. Gene Ontology annotation, biological process: protein targeting to membrane; ubiquitin-dependent protein catabolic process via the multivesicular body sorting pathway; protein targeting to vacuole. NCBI's taxonomy places the organism in Eukaryota, Metazoa, Chordata, Actinopteri, Cyprinodontiformes, Poeciliidae. Bases 5 to 1006 code for a protein of 333 amino acids. Gene Ontology annotation, cellular component: ESCRT I complex. The transcript has 4 exons.
UCCAAUGCCAUCGAGAUGUGAGCAGAGUGCGGCGGGACUUCGCUGCGACCCAACGCGUCUCUCCGUCUCCCAGGCGCAGUUUGUAAGGGUCAAAAUGUCCAACUCUAAGGAAGGGAACUCCUGUCCCGACGGCUAUCGGGCUUUAAGCUCUACUGAACUCAGGGAGCUUUUACACAGCGACGACAAAAUGGACCAAAUUAUUCGACUCAAUGAGAAGUUCCAGGAGCUCCAAGUUGACCGGGAGAUGCAGCUGACCUCCAACCGCAGCCUGGCCGAGGAGAGCCUGGCUCGGCGACCCCGCCUCAACAACGGCAAACUCCAACUGGCAGAGAAGUACAAGGAGCUGUCCAACCUCGUAACCACAUGCUGGGAAAAACAGAGUCAGCUGGAGGCUCGCGGGCCGAGGCGCAGCCUGCAGACGGCGAAGAACCUCCUGCAGGAGGAGGUGGCACGUGCUGAAGAACACUCCGAGGAGCUGCUGGAGAAGUUCAUGGAGGGCAACGUGAGUCUGGAUGAGUUCCUGGAUUCAUUCCAGAGCUCCAGGAAGAUCUACCACAUCCGCCGGGCUCAAACAGAGAAGAUCCAGGAGGCCGUUCAAGCCAGGAAGCAGCCCAAUAAAAGCAAGAGACCCGAGGAGAGUCGGGUCCCAGAGGCAAAGAAAGACUCCGAGCCGCAGCAGGAGCCUCAGCGACCCAACGGCUUUGUGGCACAGGGGCCACUCCGAGUGUUCCAGGUCCGAUACGGCUUGACACCGGCCAUCCUUGUCCCCCAUUACCCUGUUUCCCCCCCAGCCUCGGCACCGAGCCAUCCAAACCCUGCCUCUGAACCCCCAGUGGGCCAGACCCACAUCUUGAGCCCCAGCAGCCCGAUCCCAGGACACGGCCAGCCGGUCGGCCUCCGAGUCAUAGGCCAGCUGCCGGGCGGCUGGCCCGCUAAUGGGCGGCCGGUCCGGGUGCAGCAGCUCUACAGACCCAAUCCACAGCAGCCCGAGCCGCCGUACCGAUAAGCUCCAGCAAGGGGCAGUAUAGAGACAGUUAGAGAGGUCUUCCAACCCGUGGAGCCAAGCGGCGGCUGUCAUAGGCACCCAGGCAGGCAGGCAGGACCGAGGUCCGACGUUUCUGUUGUCCUCCAUGGCAGCAAAGCAUGAGCAGAAAGGUAGAGAGGCGGCAGACAGGAGAGCCGGGGAUGGGCUGAGAAAAUGGCUCAGGUUCAACUCUGGUGAGCUAAUCUUCUCCAAAACAUCCACUAAGCUGCUUUUAUUACUUCAUAAAACCAAAACAGGAACAGCUGCUGUGUGCUGGUUUGAACCUUCUCGGGUCUCUCAACAUUUUCUGCAUUGACACAAAAAAAUUUAUUUUUUCUUAGGGAAUUUGUAUUCUCUUUCAUGUAGUUUUAAAAUAAACAGAGCAAUCUGGAGCCCUUACCCAUUUCUGUGCCAUUCUGAAUGUGUUCUUUGGUUAUACCAGCUCCUGGGCCAGACUUUAAAAAAUCCAGCCUUCUGCACAAACGUAGCAUAGUUGAUUGACACCAUAUUUCAAAUGAUUUUGUAAAUGUGGACCCAUGAGUUGACCUUUGAACUACAAAGAUAUUUAUGUCUUUAAAAUGAUAGCGGCACAAAUGUAAAUUUGACACCAUUUUUGUUUAAUUUUUUUUUUGCUCUUUGCCAUUUUGUUUAAAAAAAAAGCAAUGUAGCAAUGUGGUUUCAGAAAAGUUUUCAUCCAGAUGAAUCUACACAAUCUUGUUUUAAACAUGCCAAACCCAUAGGGGGCAGUGUAACGCACAGCUAAUGCCCAGUUCACACUACACGAUUUUUUGCCCCGAUUUUGCCCUUACGGCAAUCUGACAACGUUCUGAGUUCUAAGAAUGUCGCUUCCGACAAUCGUAACCGAUCAUUCUGUAGUGUGUGGUGUGUUACGACUGAUCAGGUCCAGUCGGUGGAAUGUCGGGACCGCUUGAACACGUUCAAUCGGGGAUACUGAACGUGUUUAAUCAUCUUGGCUCAUUCAUCGCAAUGUCUGUGGUGUUCCCCCGACUGGGAACCAGAAGGAAGUCUGUUGAAUGUGACAAGUAGUACAUCUGGUUGAGAAGCUCAUUCCAAUCUUUGGUUGAAAUGGCGCAUUUGAUUUUAUUCUGAAGUCAUAAUACAAUUUUAAACAAUCCAAUAAGUUUCAAUUAAAGGGGCUGGAACACGUUAAGCUUUCGCGGUCAGUUGUGGGG